CAGAGCCUGCGCUUCGCAGCCCAUGCAAUGUACUACGGGCCUCGUCAACGAGGAACCGUCAAGUCGUGGCGAAAAGACCGCGGCUUUGGUCAGAUCAUCCCUGAAGGAAGUGAAAACCAGACGCUCCCAGUGAGCCGGGAGCAGCUGAGAUAUGGCGUCUUUGACUUGUGCAAAGGUGACGAAGUCUCUUUCCUCAAGGACUGGGAUCUUCGAAACGGCUCCGCCAAGGAGAUUGCCGUAGAUGUCCAGGUGAUGAUGCAAAAGGGUCAAAAUGUGCACGAAAUCAUCCGACAAGCUGCAACCAAUGGUUAUCAAUACCCAGCUGCUUUCAUGCCUCAACAGCCUCCACCCGGAGUGCAAUGUACAGGGGUCGUGAAGCGAUGGCUCAAUGAGAAAGGCUUUGGUUUCCUUCGGCCAGAUAUGGAUAUGGGUGGAGAGGACAUAUAUGUCCACAGGUCUGCACUGGACGAGGGCAUCACCGAACUCCAGUCCGGGGAUAAGGUACUGUUUUUGAGGCUAGAUGAUGGCAAGGGUCGAGGCAAGUUCAGAGCAGCCAAUGUCACUAAGCUGGGCUCUGGGAGCCUCUUCCGGGACCUGCCGCUGCAGCCCUCCGUGCUGGGUGCCCAAAAGGGCCUCUCGCAGUGGCUGGAGAUGGCCGGAGAGAAGGAAACCCCAGAGCUGUUGAGCUUCCUGGAGCCCUUUGUACUUCGGAGCUCUUUGAACUGCCCAUUCCUUGUGCUCUCCGAGACGCAAUUGGUGACUGGCAUGGCUGCACCAACGGCAGAGGAGUUCAAGCGCCUGAAACGCUUGGUGACACGCUUCGUGGAUGCCUGCCAAGAGAAAAAUGCAGUGCUCUUGGCAGACUUUGAAGGCGAAAUGCCAGGCCAUGGAGGAGAAAUCAGCAUCGCCCAGCUGCAGUUCACGGAGGUGCUGGACCCCGCAAGCUUCAUCCCGCGGCGGCUGGCACCUGGACACAGCUUCCAAGCACCAGGCCUCUUGAUUGACCUCCGCUGCCCCAACUGCAUCGAUGUCAUUCGGGAGGUGAUGGGGAGCUCUCGGAUUUUGAAGGUCCUUUGGGGCGCCAAUGGUGACUGCCAAUGCCUGAUGUACCAGCGUAGACCGGUCCACAUCGGUGUGGACCCGCAGAUGCUCAUCGACGCCCAGGUUGCGUUUGAUGACCGCGUUCGCAUUGGCAUGGCCAAGAUGUUAGAGUCUGUGCCAGCAGAGAUUCAAAAAGGUCUUCCCACAAAGCAGGCGCAGAUCGAUUGGGAUGCGUUUCACUUCGAGAACCGGCGGGCACUGGAACUUCCACUCAGCCCACAAAAGGCCCUGUAUGCAGUGGACGACCUGCACCGGAUCGAGGCGAUCCUGGGCACGAAGCAGCCCAUCAGCGGUGCCUAUGCGUCGGCCUUUCAGCGCUCAGCGCAGAUGCUCCAAGACCUCCGCGAUGAUCCCUAUGGGCUGCGAACCCUGCAGCAGGAUCUGGUGUGGCUCGAGAAGCUGGAGGGCCGGAAGAAGAUGGUGAAGGCGGUGAUCAUCGCCAGGCAUUGCAACUCGCUAACGCUGCGAGGCGCCACCCUCACCGAUGAGCAGAACAGCUUAGUCCGACGUGCGCGAGUUUGCGCCAAUGAUGUUCUGAAGACUCAGCAUCUUCAAGUUCCGGGCGACCUUUCGUUCAAAGAUGACGCCGUAGCAUCACCUCCAACUUCCUACGGGUCAUGGAGCACUCCCAGUAGCUCCUCCAGCAUGGGAGCUCACGUGGAGAUUUAUCAGUAGAAGGUUUCAGCGAUGGGUUCACAUCAAAAUCAUCAAAC
Molecule: messenger RNA, 1814 nt
Organism: Cladocopium goreaui
Lineage: Eukaryota; Dinophyceae; Suessiales; Symbiodiniaceae
Source: the annotation of a GenBank genome assembly